This is a messenger RNA of Lacerta agilis (Sand lizard), 2113 nucleotides long. RefSeq names its product polypyrimidine tract binding protein 1 (gene PTBP1). The record is from RefSeq and is a predicted model, not a curated record. The coding region runs from base 116 to 1861 and encodes 581 amino acids. Gene Ontology annotation, biological process: regulation of cell differentiation; regulation of RNA splicing; mRNA processing. Lineage: Eukaryota; Metazoa; Chordata; Lepidosauria; Squamata; Lacertidae. The transcript has 16 exons. Gene Ontology annotation, molecular function: mRNA binding. Gene Ontology annotation, cellular component: nucleus.
GGUCCCGCCCCGCGCCGCCAUUUUGUGAGUCUAUAUAACACGUAGCCGUUGAGUCCGCUCCUGCUGUUCCAGCGCGUCCCAACUCCGCUUCCCUUUCGGGUCGCCUUCGUGUGCCAUGGACGGCAUUGUCCAAGAUAUAACAGUUGGUACAAAGCGGGGAUCUGACGAACUUUUCUCUACUUGUGUCACUAACGGACCUUUUAUCAUGAGCAGCAACUCUGCUUCUGCAGGCAUGCUGCUAGGAUCACUACACAGGGUGCUUCUUGACAGCUGGGAACUGAAUGAUGCCUCUUUAUUCGGGGCCAAUGGAAACGACAGCAAGAAGUUCAAAGGUGACAGCAGAACUGCAGGAAUCCCGUCGCGAGUGAUCCACAUCCGCAAGCUGCCCAGUGACGUCACGGAAGCCGAAGUGAUUUCCUUGGGGCUGCCUUUUGGCAAGGUCACUAACCUACUGAUGUUGAAAGGGAAGAAUCAGGCUUUCAUAGAAAUGAACACGGAGGAAGCAGCUAACACCAUGGUUAGCUACUACACCACAGUAACUCCUGUCCUUCGGAGCCAGGCCAUCUACAUCCAGUUCUCCAACCACAAAGAGCUGAAGACGGACAACUCUCCAAACCAGGCGCGCGCUCAGGCAGCCCUGCAAGCGGUGAACUCCGUGCAGUCCGGGAACCUCGCGCUGUCUGCCACCGCUGCAGCUGUGGAUGCUGGGAUGGCCAUGGCUGGGCAGAGCCCGGUCCUGAGGAUCAUUGUGGAAAACCUCUUUUAUCCCGUCACCCUGGAUGUCCUGCAUCAGAUUUUCUCCAAGUUUGGCACCGUGCUGAAAAUAAUCACCUUCACAAAGAACAACCAGUUCCAGGCGCUGUUGCAGUAUGCGGACCCGAUGAGCGCCCAGCACGCCAAAUUGUCUCUCGACGGACAAAACAUCUACAACGCUUGCUGCACACUCCGCAUUGACUUCUCAAAGCUCACCAGCCUCAACGUGAAGUACAACAACGACAAGAGCAGGGACUAUACCCGGCCAGAUCUGCCUUCUGGAGACAGCCAGCCCUCCCUCGACCAGACCAUGGCAGCUGCUUUCGGUGCUCCGGGGAUUAUUUCUGCCAAUCCUUACACAGGGGCCGGCUUCCCGCCCGCUUUUGCGAUUCCUCAAGCUGCAGGCCUCUCAGUCCCCAAUGUACACGGAGCUCUUGCUCCUUUGGGUAUCCCGUCAGCAGCGGCCGCAGCGGCAGCCGCAGGGCGGAUUUCGAUUCCCGGCCUUUCCGGGGCCGGGAACUCCGUCCUGCUGGUUAGCAAUUUGAACGCCGAGAGAGUUACACCCCAAUGCCUCUUUAUUCUUUUCGGGGUAUAUGGUGAUGUGCAAAGAGUGAAGAUCUUGUUUAAUAAGAAAGAGAACGCCUUGGUUCAAAUGGCGGAUGGCAAUCAAGCCCAGCUGGCCAUGAGCCACCUCAAUGGCCAAAAGCUUCACGGAAAGCCCAUCCGCAUCACUCUGUCAAAACACCAGACGGUACAAUUGCCCCGCGAAGGGCAGGAAGACCAGGGGCUGACCAAGGACUACGGCAACUCCCCCCUCCACCGUUUCAAGAAGCCAGGCUCCAAGAACUUCCAAAACAUUUUCCCCCCUUCCGCCACCCUCCACCUCUCCAAUAUUCCGCCUUCGAUAAUCGAAGACGACCUCAAGCUGCUGUUCUCCAGUAACGGCGGGAUGGUGAAAGGAUUCAAAUUCUUCCAGAAAGACCGCAAGAUGGCUCUCAUCCAAAUGAGCUCCGUGGACGAGGCCAUCCAGUCGCUCAUCGACCUCCACAACCACGACCUCGGCGAAAACCACCACUUGCGCGUCUCCUUUUCGAAGUCCACCAUCUAGGCGGUUUUGGGAGGCGCCCAUGCGGCAGAAUAAUGGACCCUGACUGAGAAACAAAACGAAACGAAAGCCACGGCCGUCGCCACCCUUCCUUGUGGCCUCGGCCUCGGCGUCUUUUUUUUCCAAGGGCUGGGCCACCGGCAUGGGGGUGGGACAACUUCCGUCAUUCCAGAAACAAAAAGAAGCCACUUUAAAAAGAGAGAGAGAGAGAUUGCAGCUGAAGUGACCUUAAAAAGACAACAGAUUUUAUUUUUU